Papilio machaon (common yellow swallowtail) is the source of this 2603-nucleotide messenger RNA. Its product is annotated as FHF complex subunit HOOK interacting protein 2A-like. Lineage: Eukaryota; Metazoa; Arthropoda; Insecta; Lepidoptera; Papilionidae. The transcript is spliced from 13 exons. The record is from RefSeq and is a predicted model, not a curated record. Bases 95 to 2563 code for a protein of 822 amino acids.
GUAAUAAAGUAAAAUGCUGUGAACCAAAACAUUUAUUAAAUUUAUUCAUCUAAUAAACAGUUAAUUGUAUGUAAUGUAAAUUGCAACAGCUAAGAUGCUUAGCAGAUUUUCCGAUGUUUUACAAACCGCUGCGGACGUACUUGCGCCACCGGCUUCUAGAUUAGAGGACUUUCAAUACCAUUGGAAAAUGAUAAUUCAUUUCUAUCAGAAUUACGACGAUUGCAAUAAAAUCCAUAUAGAAGAUACAAGGAUUCCUCAUCAUUUCCAUCAGAUGUUGCAGCUUAUAGUAGAUGAAGAGAAGGAACAGCAAGGUGGUACUGUUGGUCCAUGCUUAGAGGCUGUAGUGCAGAGAUCAAUAUGCUGGUUGGAUGCUCUAACAGCACUUGCAGCGGCCGACAGACCACCUGGGGCAAGGUCACUAGCCUUGACCACUGGGACUGCGUUACUCAGACGGACAAGACAACCUUGUGUUAAUAGUGCACAUGUGUUUAGGCCUUUACAGAGGAUGUUAAUACAAUGCAAUGAAAAUCCUGCUUCGCCUACAGAAAGAGAAGAAGUAGAACUAUUACUGACUCUUUGUGGACUUGUCAGGAAAGAGCCCGGUCUUGCUAAUAUUUUUACAACACCAUUUGUAGAAGAUAAAUCAAGUUUAUUAAGCAUACCUGAAGAUAUACAAAAACUUAUACCGUUGAAAAGCAAAGUGCAAAUGCCAAAAAAGAAUCCGUUAUUUGAAGUUGAAAUGAUGCCAAAUCCUAUGAGAAAUAUAUCUAUAGUUCGAAAUAAUUCUAAAGAAGAUAGUGCGGUUACGAAAUCUAAUAGUUCUAUUGCCGAUGAUAAUGCAUCAUGUAAAAGUCAGAAAACGGUGUACGAGGAUAAUGAUAAAUUUCUAUUGAUUGAUCUGUUGCUGUCUUAUUUGAAUAGUGCUGACAACCAAGUGGUCUUGCGAGCAUGUGAGGGUAUAAUGAUAGUUUCAUCACUGCCGGAGGAUGAUAUAGCCAACUUGGUGACAAGCUGCAGCCCAGUUUGUGAGACGAUCAUAGACAAACUGGCUGAGAAGUACAAGAGUAUACCGCCACACGUUGAUCCUAAUGAUGUAGACCAUUUGAAUAUAACUUGGGCGUAUGUAGCGCAAGAUUUUGGUGACAAAGGUUACAAUAAAUUCAAUGGCUACCGUGAACUGACAAGUUUCUUCUCGUGGCUCGACUACUGUGAUACAUUGAUGAAGGAAUGUCAUCCAUCUAUCGCAGCACAUUUGUCUAGAACAUUCCGUGCGCAGUUCCUGGAGGCUGCAGGUGAGCUGGCACUGGGCAGUGCUCGCAGCGCCACAUUGGCGGCCGCACUGCUCGCUAAGUGUCUACGUGUCGUUGAUUCACAGGAAUUAAUCAAUGAGUUCUCUAACUGGUUGGUUGGUGAAGGUGAGAUGUUGGAAUGGCCGCUGUUGUUGUCUCUCAUUAACAACUGUUUAAGUGAAGAUCAUGAUCUUACUUUGGAAACAUUGAGAUUUUUCGAGACAAUAAUAGAGAAAGGAACAGAGCACAGUAUCAACAGAUUGGUACUUUCCCGUGUGUGUUCAAGAGGAUACUAUUCACCUCAGCCUCUUCUGGAAGAUGACGAGAGAGAUAGACUGAAUGAUCUGUCAUUGUCUAGGGAGAGGGAGAGGAAUAGGGAGGCGAUGAAACAACUCCAGCAUGAAGACCACGUCAAUGAGCAGAUCAAUGACAUCCUGCAGCAUGAGGGAGUUGACACAAAAGAACAACCCGAGAUGGAGAACAUUCACAGAGUUAUUAAUAGUUUCCUGUUGCUGUUGCCGCGCGCUGUGCUGUCGGAUCCCGUCGGCGCUGACUACGAGCAUUACAUACACGACGCUCAGAGACAUUAUCAGCUCUGGCUAGAAAUAACAUCAACAUUCAGUUGGCCAACGGAACAUAAUAUAGAUAAUACUGCAAGUUCCACACACAGCUAUGAUAGCAGGCCUGAGGCCGACAUACAUCUAGACGAGGCAUUCAGACCUCUGCAUCGGACCAUAGAUAAUAAGGAGCCUUGGCUCAGAGACAACGGCGAUACCAGAGACAAGACGGAAUGUUUCUCACAAAAACUAGUCAUUCGUUCACGAGAUCUAACUUCAUCGGUGACGGAAGAAGAUUUCGAUGAAGGUCCCUUCUUUAGAAUGCUUUUUAAACUUCUCUCGGAAAUGCAUCUUCGACCAUAUCAAGUGAAUUUGCACCUUACGUCUAUAAUAUCAAAGUUGGCUUUGAUGCCGUAUCCAUAUUUACAUGAGUAUUUAUUAAAUCCUAUGUUACCUACCGCUAAAAAGACACAGACACUGUUCAAGACUUUACAAGAUCUAGCUAAAAAGUUGACUAUGGAGAUCCCUCGGAUAAAGAAUUAUAAAAAAGUAAUUGAAAAUACCAGACUUCAACUGAUGAGUGAGGAUCCUAGUUAUGAUGAGAGCGGUGACCACAACCAACUAGUUGAAAGUUUAAUAGUUCUAGAAGAGUUCUGCAAAGAACUGGCCGCUAUCGCCUUCGUCAAAUACCAGCAUGGCAUGCAUAUGCAUAGAUGAAAGUGUUACCAUCAUAAAAUAUAAUCGAAUAUUUAUUUAU